Molecule: messenger RNA, 1522 nt
Organism: Sodiomyces alkalinus F11
Lineage: Eukaryota; Fungi; Ascomycota; Sordariomycetes; Glomerellales; Plectosphaerellaceae
Exons: 2
Coding region: 179-1171 (330 amino acids)
Biological process (GO): DNA damage response; DNA replication
Cellular component (GO): nucleus
Molecular function (GO): double-stranded DNA binding
Source: RefSeq, a predicted model, not a curated record
ACAUUACGAACUACUACAACGCAGCGACUGGCGCACUCCUUUACUCACAUACAACGAGGUCAUUUGGCGCGCCACUCAGCACUCCCAAUCUCUUCGGCGACCCAGCUUUCUAGCAUAAUCGACGAACGCUUCCCCCCAAUUGCCCGGGAGGCCGCUGCAUCUUCGCGCCACCGCCACCAUGCCAAAAGCCGAGGCCGGUUCGCUCAAAGCGCUCAACUCGCGCAUGAAGGCCAAAGGCCUGCAGCGACUGCGCUGGUACUGUCAAAUAUGUUCCAAGCAAUGCCGUUGCGAGAACUCUUUCAAGCAGCACUGCCUGAGCGAGUCGCAUACCCGACAAAUGCUCAUCGUAGGCGAAGACCCGAAGAAGUACAUCGAGGAGUUCAGCAACAAGUUCCUUCGGGACUUCCUACAGCAGCUGCGGACGAGCCACGGCGAGAAGCAAGUUCAGAUCAACCAGUUCUACCAGACGUACAUCGCGGACAAGGAGCACACCCAUAUGAACGCCACCAAAUGGCCGAGUCUCACUGAGUUUGCCAAAUACCUCGGCCGCGAGGGCAUCUGCCGGGUCGAGGAGACCGAGAAGGGAAUACACAUCGCGUGGGUCGACAAGUCUCCCGAGGCGCUACGGAGACAGGAAGCCCUCAGGCGGAAAGAAGCGCAGGACAGGGGCAACGAAGAGGUCGAACAGAUGCUCAUCCGAGAACAGAUCGAGAGAGCGCGGAAAGCAGAACAAGCGAAGGGGGACAAGGCGAAAGAGGAAGAGAAAGACCGCGUGUUGAAUAGGCAAGAGGGGGACAAGAUUACGCUUUCCUUUGGCGCAAAGACAACGACUCCCACAAACCCGAAUGCCGGCUCAUCCAAGAACGCGGAGGGCCAAGAACAGCCAGCAGUGGACAAACCGCAGAGCGCUUCCAACAGGCCUGGACUGGGCGGGGGGUUGUCCCUCAAGGCGGUGGCCAAACCGCAGACCAAAAACGUGUUUGCGGCGGCCAAAAAGAACGCGCUCGCUGGCGGGGCCGGCACACCAAAGGGCACCAGCGCCUUCGAGCCACCGAAGAAAAUGAGCGAGACCGAGAGGAUAAUGAAAGAAGACAUGGAACGGAUGGAGAGGAAGCGGGCAAGGGAAACGUCCGGAUCAGGGGCACCUUCCUGGAAGAAGCAGAAGACCUGAUCGGUAGGUGUAACAUUGGUUUUUGUAGCAUAACUUUUUAGGCUGCGGGCGUUCCUUUUUUUUCUCCUUUGGGCGUGGACAGAAGGCAAUGUCAAAACGAACAUGGUGAGCAUGAUAGAUACCAUUUUGCAAGAUUCCUACGAAUUUAUCAUUGCGCCUUGUCCUCGACGCCCUCGCUUUGUGCACGGGUACAUCCCCCAACGCCCUGGUGAAAAAGAAAAAAAAAAAAGCAGCGUAAUCAACCGGAUAUCGUCCUCUCUAUGUCGUCCUCUCUAUGUCGUCCUCUCUAUGCACCCUCUUCCUGUUCGCUACCAUCCCUCGGGAUAUAUCUCACUCCCGAUUCCUCCUCAA